CUGCGAAGCAGAUCAAGAUGCUGGGCCACCACAGAAUCUGGCAAGCGCGACUGUCUCACCUAACAUCCUCUUCACAAUUGUUAGCACGCCAUGUGCGGACAAACAGAAGGGCUUUAAGUAUUACCGCCCAGCAAUCGACCCCGCGGUCGUCGCGAUGGCCGCGGCGCAUCCUCUACACAGCGAUUUUCGGUGGUCUUGGAUACUAUGUGGGCAGUGUGGUCGAUGAAAACCUACUUGCGUGCACGACACUGGAUACAGCUGAGGAUGCAGCCAAGCUACGCGCGAUCCAUUCGGGUUGGCAUAAUUACGUGCCGAUAGUGCGAGAAUUGCGAGCGAACCCCGACUAUGUGGAGGCCGAAGUCUAUGGCAAUUUUUCGGAGGAGGAGAAAGCGCACAGGCUUACAUCGGGUCCUCUGCGGGGGAGCAGGGGAGUUGGAUUUCAGAGAGUCUUUUACAAUGAUAAGGAGAAAACGGCCGUCAAUGUCGUAUGGCUUGGAAAUGGUCUGGAAGGGUGGCCGACCAUGGUACAUGGAGGAGCCCUCGGCACGAUCAUCGAUGAGCAUUUAGGCCGCGUCGCCAUCCGAAACCUCCCGCAACGAACCGGAGUCACUGCCAAUCUCGAGGUCCAGUACCGGCGUCCAAUCGUUUCGAACGAGUACUACACAUUCCAUGCCACUCUGGAUCAGGAGCGGAGCACCGAGCGCAAGGCCUUCGUAAAGGGGGAAGUUCGUGAUUGCUCUGGAACGGUGCGCGCUGAGGCCAGUGCAUUGUUUGUCGUCCCCAAAAACUACAAGCUCCGUGAAGAUGGAGAGCGCUUCUAGGACGGCGGCAGGAGUCUGGCUACUCAUAUACUAUUAGUUGAAGUGUGGAAUAGACUUAGUAGGUGUGUCAUUGGAACUGUAUAUAAUAGAACAGGGACCCGU
Molecule: messenger RNA, 923 nt
Organism: Aspergillus homomorphus CBS 101889
Lineage: Eukaryota; Fungi; Ascomycota; Eurotiomycetes; Eurotiales; Aspergillaceae
Product: PaaI family thioesterase
Exons: 2
Coding region: 18-821 (267 amino acids)
Source: RefSeq, a predicted model, not a curated record